CACGAGCAGCGAUGACGUGACGCGUGGACGGUGCCGUGUGGUGGGGCUCGAACACGGAGGACCAGCGGAUGUGUGGCCCCGGACCGUGACACUGAGCCGAGGCGAGGGAGGUGGGGGUCGGACGGACCGAGGCACCGGAGCGUCGCCAGCCUCCCGGUGACCACGUUCCCAAACCGGAGGCUCCGUUAAGGCACGCGCACACACACGCACGCGGCUAACGGUCCGAGCAGAAGCCAUUUUUCUCCGCAAAAAAAUGCCGGCUCCUGAUUGGCUGUAAGGUGUACCUUAACGCCGCCGGCACCAUGAACGUGGGCACGGCGCACAGCGAGGUGAACCCCAACACCCGGGUGAUGAACAGCAGGGGCAUGUGGCUGUCCUACAUCCUGGGCAUCGGCCUCCUGCACAUCAUCCUGCUCAGCAUCCCCUUCGCCAGCGUGCCCGUGGUCUGGACUCUCACCAAUCUCAUCCACAAUGUGUGCAUGUACCUGCUCCUGCACACGGUCAAGGGGACGCCCUUCGAGACCCCCGACCAGGGCAAGGCACGCCUCCUCACGCACUGGGAGCAGAUGGACUACGGCGUCCAGUUUACCGCAUCACGCAAGUUCCUCACCAUCACACCCAUUGUGCUGUAUAUUCUCACCAGCUUCUACACCAAAUACGACCGGGUCCAUUUUGUGGUCAACACCGUUUCCCUGCUCACGGUGCUCAUCCCCAAGCUGCCGCAGCUCCACGGCGUGAGGAUCUUUGGGAUUAAUAAGUACUGACAAGGCAGAAGAGGACACCUCCUUCCUCGAGUCCCUAGGGACCUGCUGAGAGCACGCAGAGUAUCAGGCCUCUGGUUUGGCUGCAGAUCCACGAGGAUCUGUUGCUCUUUGGCUCCGGACUCUGCCUGCCAACUCUAAAUGACGCUGCCAUGGCUCCAGACCCCGGGAAAGAGACGAGGCUCUUUACAGAGAGAGGAGAAAGGGAAAGUGUACUGUUGAGGCCUGUCGCCUUUUUACAAGUUUUCCACAGACACUAAAGAAGCAUUUGUAAAGAGGAAUUAUAUAUUAUAUCAUGUCCGAUUGUGUAGAGAUGGCAGUUUUUAGAAGUAAGAGGAAGAAGUAGUUGCACUGUUAUUGUGCCAUUUUCAAUCGGCACCUUAGACAGUACUCUUAGCUCUUUUUUAGCUAAUGCUACACUGCUGUGUUUAUUCAGCUUCGCUUCCAUGUUGAGCUUCCUCCUCUUCUGGGCUCGAGUAGCGACUGUGUCACAACGUGGUGAAGGAACUGUGAACGACUUCAGAGUCCAGACACCAGAAGCCACACAGCGUUUUACAUUUAGCCCUCGCUGCUCCGCUCAGGGCCAAAGGAGUUAAGCUCUUAUUUUAUCUGACCGUGUCCAUAUUUGGACUCCUCUUGUCCCGGGUUGUGUGGCAGAGCGCCUGCAGUCUGCAGAGUCGUCUGGUCUGAGAGCAGAAGAUAUGCUCAAGAGCUCUGCGCUGAUCCAACAUAACCAAAGAUUCUGCCGUCUGAGGGAAGGGUCACGUUCUCCUGUCAUUACUUUGCUCAUAGUUAGUUUAAUAUUGGGACACAUGCCAAGAGAAGUACUGUGCAGCUGUUAAUCAUGAAAGGUUCAAGUGUUUUUAAUAUUGUCUUCAUAUUGUCUUCAUCCCUAUUUAGGGUCAAUAUCCUUCAUGAACAAUUUUAAAUGGACAAUUAAAAGCUGCAUCAAUCUAACUUUUAGCCACUAGGGGGCACUAAGCUCUCAGUAAAGCUGUGAGCCACUGACCAUAUAAAGAUGGAUGACAUGGCAGUGAAGCCAAAGCAUCUAGAUCGCCUCCUGGAGGCUGGCUGCAGUAAAGGUCAUGGAAUAAAGUUAUUAUUAAAGUUAUCAUUACAAACGCCACCUCCUCCAUGUAAGUGAAGGGGACAUGAACCAAACUAAAAAGUCAAAUUCACAUCAAAUCCUUUUUUAUCCAGGAUAGUUUCUGUGUUUGGUUCUUAACACAUUGAGGUUGAAUGUUGAAUGUUGAGAGUGAAUUCACUUUUUCUCAAAGUCAUUUCCUCCACAGUUAAUAUUAAAAGUAUUGAUUAAUGCAGCUUUAAGGUUCUUCCCUCUUCCUGUAGGAAAACAGUUGGAGAGAGACUUUGCUUUUCUUGAGCUUUACCCACAGGUACUUUUUUAAAAUCCAUAUUUCGAGUAAUAUUUCCUACUGACAAGUCUCCUCUUGAAUUGUUCUAUAAGAUGAAGUAAUGAUUUGUAGGAAGUGAAAUCUCUAUCGAAGGACUGAAUUUCUUCUUCUUCUGCUCGAUGAAACACAUGAAACAUGUUUACUGACGUUAACCCGAACAGUGUUGACCACUCGUUUCUAUCUCAGCAGUAAUAAUACUAGCAGGUACAUAAACAUUAAUAAAUACGCAACACUAGUUUCUGCUUCUACCGCUUCAAUUCUUGUUAUUCUCACUGUUUCUGUUGGUGAAACAAAACCGUUGCAUUAAGUUGAAUUAGUGUCAUUUGCAGUCGAGGACCAAAGAUCCAGACAAUUGAGAAGUUGUAAAUACUCUAGUUUCUCUGCUGCAGCAUUUAUUUCUCCAUCAGGAUGUUUUCAAAUGUCAUGAUCAGCAUUAAGGGCUUUGAUAUGAGACAUCAGUUUUUCUUUUUUACUGGAUUAUUCAAGACAACAGCUGCAGAAGAACGGUUGAAGCUUUGCUCAUGGUUUCUGUUCGUUGGUACCUGAAGGAAAUGUCAGUGUGAUGUUCUGUAAAGAGUGUGUGAUCCCAAAAUACAGUAUUUUUUAAGUAUCA
This is a messenger RNA of Pleuronectes platessa (European plaice), 2786 nucleotides long. Its product is annotated as ORM1-like protein 3. The record is from RefSeq and is a predicted model, not a curated record. The transcript is spliced from 4 exons. Gene Ontology annotation, cellular component: endoplasmic reticulum membrane. Lineage: Eukaryota; Metazoa; Chordata; Actinopteri; Pleuronectiformes; Pleuronectidae. Bases 303 to 764 code for a protein of 153 amino acids. Gene Ontology annotation, biological process: ceramide metabolic process; negative regulation of ceramide biosynthetic process; intracellular sphingolipid homeostasis.